Molecule: messenger RNA, 937 nt
Organism: Nicotiana tabacum (common tobacco)
Lineage: Eukaryota; Viridiplantae; Streptophyta; Magnoliopsida; Solanales; Solanaceae
Source: RefSeq, a predicted model, not a curated record
GAAAUGAUGAACAAGAUGGGGAUAUAUCUAAUUCAAUAUGAUCGAUCUGGAUAUGGGGAAAGUGAUCCAAACCCAAAACGAUCCCUAAGGAGUGAAGCAUCUGACAUUGAGGAAUUGGCUGAUAACUUGCAAUUAGGAUCAAAGUUCUAUAUUAUUUGUAGCUCAAUGGGAUGUUACCCAACUUGGGGUUGCAUCAAACACAUUCCCCACAGGUUAGCCGGGGUAGCGUUUGUUGUUCCCAUUGUGAAUUACCAAUGGCCAUCCCUUCCUCACAAUCUCACAAAGGAUGAUCAAAGGAAGAAAGACUAUUGGUUGAUGACUAUGACUGCUAAAUAUAUUCCUAAAUUAUUACAGUGGUGGGCCAUUCGAAAAACUUCUACCAAUGAUCCAAAAUCUACAUACUUUACUUCCAAGGAUUUAGAGAUUAUAAAGAAUCUACCAGGAUUUCAAGGUUUUAGUCCGGAAAAACUAAGGAACAGAAGUAUUUUCAACAACCUUUGCAGUGAUUUCCUUGUGGCUUUUAGUAGUUGGGAUUUUGAUCCUUCGGAGCUAAGCAAUCCUUUUCCUGAAAAUGGUCAGAGUUGUGUUCACAUUUGGCAAGGCAGUGAGGAUAAAGUUAUUAAUCUGAAAAUACAAAGGCAUAUUGCAGAAAGGUUACCUUGGAUUCAAUAUCAUGAAGUUCCUAAUAAUGGACAUCUAUUGAUCUAUGAUACUACAGUUUGUGAAGCCAUUUUAAGGUCUCUUUUGAUUGGGUAAACUCCACCAUACAAACCUAUAUUAUCCAAUUAAGUCAUAGCUUAUAGUCAUCACUUUCACAUAACAAUGUUCAGAUGUUACAUAUUGAAUUUCCUUUUUUCCCCUUUUUUUGUACUUAUUGGAUGAUGUAUUUCACAGUGCCGGGCCUUAUUUACUGGUUAUUGUUUUUGUUUUUCAUCUA